Molecule: messenger RNA, 1562 nt
Organism: Diuraphis noxia (Russian wheat aphid)
Lineage: Eukaryota; Metazoa; Arthropoda; Insecta; Hemiptera; Aphididae
Gene: Caf1-105
Product: chromatin assembly factor 1, p105 subunit
Biological process (GO): DNA replication-dependent chromatin assembly; nucleosome assembly
Cellular component (GO): nucleus; CAF-1 complex
Molecular function (GO): protein binding
Source: RefSeq, a predicted model, not a curated record
UAUUAUUUAGGUUUAAUUUCUAUUUCGUAUUUCCCACACCAGGUCCUGGCGUCAUCUACAUUCGACGUGAACCUUCUGUACAAACAUUUUUUCGUCCGUACGAUUCAACGUAGUACUACAGUCUACAUCAACGAUCAUGAAAUUGGUGAUCCCUGAGAUUUCUUGGCACAAUCGUGACCCAGUGCUUAGCGUCCAUUUUCAACCCGUCGCCGAAGACGGAUACUAUCGACUAGCUACUGGUGGAUCGGAUUCUCAUGUUUUUAUAUGGCGAAUCAAAGUAGAUGGUUCAAAUGUGACCGUGGAAUUUGCAGCUGAUCUGACCAAGCAUCAAAAGGCAGUAAAUACUGUUCGCUUUUCACCCAAUGGGCAAUGGUUAGCCACUGGUGAUGAUGAAUCUGUUAUUGUCUUGUGGAAAUUCAAACCUGAAAAUGGUCCUGAUCAACGUCCCGAUCUAUUAGAAGAUGAUGAAUCAAAAAAUCUUGAAAAGUGGGUUUGUCAUUGCGUGUUGAGAGGUCAUCUAGAAGACGUUUACGAUUUAUCUUGGUCUCCAGAUUCUAAACGACUUAUAUCUGGUGGAGUUGAUAAUAAAGCAAUUAUUUGGGAUGUUGACAAUGGACGCUAUAAAGCAAUACUUGACGAUCAUAAAGGAUUUGUACAAGGAGUUGCUUGGGAUCCUUUAAAUGUGUAUGCUGCUACACUAAGUAGUGACAGAACUCUAAGAGUGUUUAAUACAAAAAAUUGUAAAUUAUUCAAUAAAUGUGAUAAGUGUGUUCCUUUGGGGAAAAAAGGCGAUGGCGAUGAAAUAAAAAUUAGACUAUUCCAUGAUGAUACACUGAAAUCUUUUUUUCGACGCAUUUCAUUUUCACCUGAUGGUCAAAUUCUAGUAACUUCGUCCGGUAUCAUGGAGACAAUUAAUGAGGAAAACAAAAAUAAAAGCACCACUAAUGUCAGUUAUGUAUUUGCCAGAAAAUCAUUUACUAAGCCUGUGCUAUACAUACCAUCUCUUGACCAAUAUUCAGUUGCUGUUCAGUUUUCACCAGUUUUAUAUGAACUUAAAGAAGAUACAACAUCAAUAUUUGAUUUACCAUACCGAAUGAUUUAUGCUAUUGCAACAAAUUCAAGUAUUUUAUUGAUGGACACCCAACAUGCAGCUCCAUUUGCUUACAUUGGUGAUAUACAUUAUACUCGUUUGACGGACUUAUCAUGGUCUUCCGACGGACAGUUACUAAUAGUGUCUUCAUCAGAUGGAUUUUGUUCAAUUAUUUGUUUUACAAAAGAAGAAUUGGGAAUAAUGUACAAGAAUAACACAAAAGUUGAGCCAAUGGAAAUGGUAGAGUCAGUCGUCCAAGACUGUAAUGAAGAUAAAGAACUACCUAUUAUAGUAACUCCAUUGAAAAGAGAACAAAAACAUGAAGAAAAACAAAUUGUUGAUUGUACUGAAGCUCCUCCCACAAAGAAAAGAGUGCAAUUAGUCACACUUUCUAGUCCUAAAAAUAAUAAAUAUUUAAAUAAGUAAUGGUGUUUAUUUUUUUUUAUUUUUAUUUUUAUAUGAGAUUAAACAU